Messenger RNA from [Candida] anglica, 447 nucleotides. The record is from the annotation of a GenBank genome assembly. Lineage: Eukaryota; Fungi; Ascomycota; Pichiomycetes; Serinales; Debaryomycetaceae.
AUGGGUUGUGGAGGAGAUUGUCAAGGAAAGAAUGGAGGAUGCGGGAAUGAAAUCGAAAUUGCAACUUCUGAUGUAAAAAAUUUUAGUUCGAGUCCAAAAGAUAGUACUAAUGAGGGAAUUUGGGCUGAUAACGAUAAUAUCUCAUCUGUAGCAGCCAUUCAACGUGCGCACACAAAACAGGGGUAUUUGGACGGACUUAGUCAAGCCAAAGAAUCGUCGCUUCAACAAGGGUUUGACGAAGGAUACCCCGUUGGUGGGGCUAUGGGGGUUCGUGUGGGCGCCAUACUUGCACAAUUGUCAGAUAAUGUGGAAGAGUUUAAUAUUGCAAAGAAUGAAUUAAACAUCACAAAAAUUUUAGAUAAAAAGUAUUUUGAUAAUAACGUAGAUUUAGUACAAGAAAAUCAUCCAAUCUUGGAAAAAUGGGAACAAAGGGUUAAAAUUUUAUAG